UUGUAAAGUUAAAAGUCAGCUGUUAUAGUAACUGUUUUAUCAAAAUGGCUGUAUUAGGAAAUAUCUGGAUUUUUGUGUUCUUAAUAUUGAUUGGUAAAAUAUGUUCUGGGCUUCAUAGACCUUCUGUUAGUGCAAAUAUGACCGUCACACUCAGGGCGUCACCGGCAAGUAGGAGGACUUUAAGGGAACAGUAUCGAAAGCGUAUGGACACCAUGGCAGGCUAUAUUCGUUCAGUCCCAGCCACUGUACUUACCCACGAACAUCCAGUUGUGCACACUCAUACUGUAGGUGGGGUUGGUACGGUGGCAGCACACACCCACCAACAUGGUGAAGCUGGUACGGUGGCAGCACACAUCCACCAACAUGGUGGGGCUGGUACGGUGGCAGCACACACCCACCAACAUAGUGGAGCUGGUACGGUGGCAGCACACAUCCACCAACAUGGUGGGGCUGGUACGGUGGCAGCACACACCCUCCAACAUAGAAACUUGCUUCAUGAUCCACGCCCUGCAAAAGAAAACAUUCAAACUGUGCCGCUGCCUCAUGCAUUCAGCCAAACUCGCAGACUGGUUCCAAGACAGAGGAUAAAUCUCUUCCCCCCUUUAGUGGCGGCGCCCCGUAUGUUCACGCGGCAACAUCUACAGGAGGCACUUGGCACAUUCGCAGUAACUCCAAUUCCAGUUGUCAAAACAAACCCCAUGCCAUUGGUAUCGCCAGCAUCAGCAAACGAUCGUAUGCAGAAUUUUCUAAAGAUUCUUCAAGACCGGAAAUCAGUUCUCUCAAAUGAAAAGGAUGCUAAAACUGUCAAACAACACUUGUUUGAAAUAAAUGCAUUUAACACAGAACGACACCUCAAUGGAAACUCUAAAAUUGAUAAGCAGGUCACAUAUAUUGAACAGAUUGGUGACCCUAUUGUAAAACGUGAAGUUUUUAAGAUAUAUGUCAAAGAUUUGGUAGAAAAGAGUGGUUUUCUGACAGGAUCCAAUGUUCAGACCAGCGAGAUUGAAUCCUUGAAAGCUUUGGUAAACAAAAUUGAGGACAUAACAUCAAGAGUUGAACAUUCAAUUGAGCCUCUGCAAAGCAGAAUUAUUCAAGACACUCCAGUAAAUUCACCAUUAGUUUCUGGCAAUGCCGAUGUGUUUGGACAUUCAAGUGUGCAUGUAGGUAACACGUUGAAACCCCAUGUUCAAGGACCAGUUUCUGAAGGGAUUUUGUUGGCCGACAACAUAUUGUUAUCCGAACAUACAAUACAAGCUCCUAGGAAUAACAGAGACGCCGUGAGAGAGAAACUUACACAAACAUUAUCAGACAUUAGGUCUCUUCUGGAUAACACCAGAGCUCGUGGAAGAGCAGCGGCACAGGUUAACCCUGUCUCCGCUGAACUAUCCUCUCUUGUUGGGAAGUCCAUUUUCGGUGAUCGCAAUGUAGAUUUGACAAUCUUUGGGGACGUUCUAAUUAAGCCAACAACACAAGCGCCGUCAGUGAUUCAACAAACUACUACCAGGGAAUUGACUGCUAUUGCGAUCCAGGCGGAGGUGAUGGGAGGUACUAGCUCCUACUGGACGCACCUCCGGUCCGGCCUCGCAGACUUGCUGUGCUCCUUUUGCCAGAAACAAGGUCGCCAAGACUGCAUCAAGAUCUACUGUUCUAAUGUUGUGGAGAAGGCGACACCUUCGCCCUUGGUGACAAUAGCACGCUGAAAUGCAUGCAGGUGCCUACUUGUUCCAAAAUAGAGAACUUAUAAUAAAACCUUUUUAAGGAACUAAUAUACAGCCUCUAUAAAACCCCUUUUGGUAAAACCAGUAUGCUGGAAAAGGCAAAGAUCGAGAAUGGAGACGUGUUGAUAAUGAAAAUGUGGCACGACAGGGUGAAGGUGAAUGGCAAAGUUGUGAAUAUCGUAUUAGAGAAAGGACCUCGUUGGCAAAUGUGAUCCGUCCAUAGGUCAAUGCCUCAGGGAAAGCAGGACAUACACAUUAAUACAUGUAAAUGUAAAGGUUAGUGUUUUGCUAACAGUGGCUGAAAGGAAUGUCCAAUAAAGCCGUUGGGAAUAAAAGAAAAAUAGUAAUAAGGCCAAUAUAUCUUCAAAUGGGCAAGUGUGAUUUUCUGAAUCUGUCUGUCGGUUUGGGAAAUAAGAAUACCUUUACUAAUUGCAUAGGCUAAUAAAUCUAUAAGAAUGAUAGGGGCUUCAUAAAAGUCACUCAAAGCGGCGAGAAAUAAGGUUGCAUGAGAAAUAGAGACCAAUAGGGCUUGAUAUUGUAAAUAGGAAUACAUGAAUAUAAUUUAGUGUUUGAUGAUAAUACGAUAAGAAAUAUCUAUCAUUAAGGUUUUAGAAUAAAUGAAUAGUACCAUGCAGUGUUUCUUUACGCUGACAACGAUAAAAAAUGAAAUGUUACUAGAAUUUGCUGUAAUGAUUAUGUAAUUUAGAUGUCUGUUGCACGACUUGCGUCAAUACUAGAUAUCCAUCGUCAUGUGAAAUUCUUACAUUACAUGUUCCGUAAUCACCUUUUCUUAAGGUUUGAUAGCAUUUUGUCCUUGCGUAAAUGCUGUUUGAACGAAAUUUUGUUCUUUAGAUUUAAAAUGGUUAUUCGAUACGACUAAAAAUAGGAGUAUCUUCUGAUAUUUGUUACGUCGUAUAUAUUUGGUAAAAUGGCUAAUCCAAUCGGAUCGCAAUAUUGAAACAAACAAUGACCUCAUAACUCUAUGAGUGUUAUUCAAUACAAUAUUAUAAGAUUAUAAGAUUAUAAAUUUGCAUAAUUAUGUCUAAGGUAUAUGUAAUUGUUCUUUUUAUAUUUCUCAUUUUCUUCAACCAAAUUUGAUCGGAACCAGAACUCAAAAAUUACUCGAAGGAAAUUAUUGAAACUUGGAGCAUAGUGAUGUGAAGUAAACUAUUUUACUUUCUCAUUCAAUAUUAUCUUUCUUCCACAUCGCUCUCAAAGAAAAGUUUUGCGUCGAAAACAAUAUUUCUAGUUUAAUAAUUAUGAUAUUUCUGGCAGUACUUGCCAGUUGGGGAUAAACAUUGACCAUAUGAAAUCCGUAUGUAUUUACUUUUGUUAUUUUCGAUUUAUACAGUGAUAGAAAUAAAUCACAAACAAAAGGUU
Messenger RNA from Mya arenaria, 3098 nucleotides. RefSeq lists its product as uncharacterized. The transcript is spliced from 3 exons. The record is from RefSeq and is a predicted model, not a curated record. Bases 45 to 1700 code for a protein of 551 amino acids. Lineage: Eukaryota; Metazoa; Mollusca; Bivalvia; Myida; Myidae.